AUGUCCGCCACGAAACCAACAGCCGCGGCUGUUCACAGCGCAAUCAGACUGUUAAUCGAUAAUCUCGUUAACAUCAAAGAUGAAACCGGCAAAUUUCUGCUGUAUCUAGAAGAUGGGCGUGUGAUUGACACAAAGUCAUGGGCUGGCUGGGAAUGGACACACGGUAUCGGGCUCUACGGAGUCUGGAAAUACUACGAAAUGACAGGCCAUGAGUCUUUACUAAAAAUCAUUGAGGAUUGGUUUGCGGCCCGAUUUGCUGAGGGAGGAACAACAAAGAACAUCAACACGAUGGCCGUUUUUCUCACGCUGGCAUAUGUAUAUGAAAAGACCGGCAAUGUGGCUUACUUGCCAUGGCUCGAUUCGUGGGCUGAAUGGGCCAUGUAUGAAUUACCACGAACAAAGUACGGCGGAAUGCAACAUAUCACUUACAACUCCAUAAAUUCGGAGCAACUAUGGGACGAUACCCUGAUGAUGACCGUGUUGCCUUUGGCCAAAAUCGGCAAAUUGCUAGGCAGACCUGAAUAUGUCGCAGAAGCCAAGAAACAGUUCCUCCUCCAUAUCAAAUACCUUUUCGACCCUCGCACCGGGCUGUUUUUCCACGGCUGGGAAUUUAAGGGUGAGAACGGAGGUCACAAUUUUGCACAAGCCCUAUGGGCUCGGGGUAACAGUUGGCUUACCAUUGUCAUUCCCGAGAUUUUGGAGUUGCUCGAAUUCGACCUUAAUGAUCCUAUCCGGUUACACCUCAUCCAUACCUUGGAUGCACAAUGCGGAGCCUUGAAACAGUUCCAGCACUCGUCAGGAUAUUGGCGGACACUUAUCGAUCAAGCAGAUGAGGGCUCCUACGUCGAAGCCUCGGCCACCGCUGGUUUCGCAUAUGGUAUGCUCAAGGGCCAGCGCAAGCGAUACAUUGGUAGUGAAUACCGCGAGACGGCCGAAAAGGCUAUCCAAGCAGUGCUGAGUGCAAUUGAUUCGCAUGGAGAACUGCAAAACACUAGUUUUGGCACGGCAAUGGGUCAUAAUUUGGACUUUUACAGGGAGAUUCCUAUCACUUCGAUGCCGUAUGGACAGGCUAUGGCGAUUAUGGCGUUGGUUGAGUAUUUGAGGACGUACAUUUAA
Molecule: messenger RNA, 1116 nt
Organism: Talaromyces amestolkiae
Lineage: Eukaryota; Fungi; Ascomycota; Eurotiomycetes; Eurotiales; Trichocomaceae
Exons: 1
Coding region: 1-1116 (371 amino acids)
Biological process (GO): carbohydrate metabolic process
Source: RefSeq, a predicted model, not a curated record